Messenger RNA from Paramecium octaurelia, 662 nucleotides. Lineage: Eukaryota; Ciliophora; Oligohymenophorea; Peniculida; Parameciidae. The record is from the annotation of a GenBank genome assembly.
AUGGGUUUUAUGACUUAUCUCAAGUCACUUAUAAGGGAAAAUAUAAAAACGGAAAAAAAGUUGGAAAUUGAUAGAUUUUCUUUUUAGAAAAUUAGGUGUAAAAUUAUUGAUUAUAUAUUAUUAUUUUUUAAGUGGUGGUGGAUUAUAUGCUGAAGGAGGUUAGCUUAAGGUUGGAAGAUGGACUGAAUAAAGUGAUGGGUUUUAUGUUGAUUCUUAAGUAAUUUAUGAAGUUGAAUAUAAAAAUGGUGUAAAAAUUGGUCGAUGGAAUAUUUCUUAUAAGGAUAGGAAGUCAAAAAAAACUUAAUAAAUGUAAAUAAUUUCGAAUAAUCUUAUCUUUAGUGGAGGUGGGUAGUAUGAUGGAGAGGAUUCAAAAUAAAUUGGAAAAUGGAUUGAAUUAAGCGAUGACUUUUAUGAUUUAUCUCAAAUUAUUUAUAAUGGCGAAUACAAGAAUGGUAAAAAGGUUAGCAGAUUGUACAUUUUAUUUAGAGGGGACUUUGAUCAGGAAUUUAAAUAGAUGUAUUUUGUUGUAAAAGAAACGUUAUAGUGGUGGUAGGUUGUAUGAUGAAGGUGGUUCUUUCAGGAUUGGUAGAUGGAUUGAAUCAAGUGAUGGAUCUACAACUUGGUCCUAAGUCACUGUGUAGUUUUUUUCUUCUCUUAAAUGA